Molecule: messenger RNA, 561 nt
Organism: Acanthosepion pharaonis
Lineage: Eukaryota; Metazoa; Mollusca; Cephalopoda; Sepiida; Sepiidae
Source: the annotation of a GenBank genome assembly
AUGACUGCUGCAUCACUUGGGGAAGUGGCUGCAUGUCUAAUCAGAGUUCCAGUUGAGAUAAUCAAACAAAGAAGUCAAACAUUACCACAUCUGACAUCAGGCACAAUUGUCAAAAACACUUUCAAAUCUGAGGGUAUUCCAGGAUUCUACCGAGGUUAUUUAAGCACAAUAACCAGAGAGAUUCCGUUCUCUCUUAUUCAAUUUCCUCUUUGGGAAUAUUUCAAGUUUUCUUGGAGUAAAUGGGAGAAUAAAGAUGUGGAUCCUUGGCAGUCAUCAAUUUGUGGUGCUUUGGCAGGUGGGAUUGCUGCUGCUAUUACUACUCCUUUAGAUGUUGCUAAAACUAGGAUAAUGUUAGCAAAACAUGGUAGCUCCCUUGCUACUGGGCAAAUCAUAUCUGCUCUGAAAGUUAUAUACAAAGAGAAUGGUAUUUCAGGAUUGUUUGCUGGAAUUGUUCCCAGAGUUUUGUGGAUUUCCAUUGGUGGAGCAAUGUUCCUCGGAAUAUAUGACAAAGUUAAGGUAUUAGCAUCACAGUUGCUGAACAGUGAGAGGGCUGACUCUUGA